Molecule: messenger RNA, 3142 nt
Organism: Schistocerca cancellata (South American locust)
Lineage: Eukaryota; Metazoa; Arthropoda; Insecta; Orthoptera; Acrididae
Gene: Rpn7
Product: 26S proteasome non-ATPase regulatory subunit 6
Exons: 7
Coding region: 78-1247 (389 amino acids)
Biological process (GO): proteasome-mediated ubiquitin-dependent protein catabolic process
Cellular component (GO): proteasome regulatory particle
Source: RefSeq, a predicted model, not a curated record
UUGGGUUUGUAGAGGUUGGUAGCCCGUAACGUAGUAUUGUGAUUUGUUGUGUGCAGAGUUCUAUUAGCGUAGAGGUUAUGCCUGUGGAAAAUAUGGAGGAAGAAGGAUUAGAUAAAAAUCCGAAUCUUAUGCUAGCGCAAUGGCGAUUCCUUUUAAGCCUGCCAGAGCACACAAAUGAUACCCAAGUGAAACACCAAUUGCUGGAAGCAAUUACUCGUGACAACAUGGCACCAUUCUAUGAGGAGUGCUGCAGUUCUCUUGGCUGGCCACUUGAUGAAGAAUUGAUGUCAAGAAUGCAGGCAGCCAAUACCCAGAGACUCAAAGAACUAGAUGAAGCAAUUGAAGAUGCAGAGAAAAAUCUUGGUGAAAUGGAAGUAAGAGAUGCUAAUUUGAAAAAGUCAGAGUAUCUCUGCAAGAUUGGUGCGAAGGAUUUAUCAUUGCAGUGUUUUAGGAAAACAUAUGAAAAAACGGUCUCUCUUGGAAACCGUUUGGACAUAGUUUUCCACAUAAUACGAAUAGGUCUGUUUUAUCUGGAUCAUGAUCUGAUAACUAAGAAUAUUGACAAAGCAAAGAGUUUGAUAGAUGAAGGUGGUGAUUGGGACAGAAGGAAUAGGCUGAAAGUUUACCAAGGAACGUACUGUAUGGUUAUCAGAGAUUUCAAAAGUGCAGCAGCUUAUUUCCUCGACACGAUUUCUACUUUUACAUCGUAUGAACUCAUGGACUAUAAUACAUUCGUGCGUUAUACUGUUUAUAUUAGCAUGAUAUCACUACCUCGUAAUGAACUGAGGGACAAGAUUGUUAAAGGCUCAGAAAUUCUAGAAGUGUUGCAUUCAAAUACAGAUGUGAAAGAUUAUUUAUUUUCACUGUACAACUGCCUUUAUGCUGAUUUCUUCAAAAAUUUAGCUCAUGUUGAGGGACUUCUUAAGAGAGACUAUUUUCUGAAUCCACACUACCGCUUCUAUGUACGUGAGAUGAGGAUUAUGGCAUACUCACAGCUAUUAGAGUCAUAUCGCAGUCUAACACUGCAGUACAUGGCUGAUGCUUUCGGUGUUACUAUUGACUAUAUCGAUCAGGAACUGUCAAGAUUUAUUUCUGCUGGAAGAUUACAUUGUAAAAUUGAUAAAGUCGGUGGCGUAGUAGAAACAAAUAGACCUGACUCAAAGAACUGGCAGUAUCAAGCAACAAUUAAGCAAGGUGAUAUUCUCUUGAAUCGUGUGCAGAAACUUUCGAGAGUGAUAAACAUUUAAAUCCUUUGGCCGAGGUGCAUCAGUCAUAAGUGAGACUAAUAACUAUAAAUUAAAUAACUUGUUGUGCGGACUGCGUGGUUUCGUGUGACUGUUGUUAACAGUAAUUUUCAUUGCCAUAACAUCUAUGUCUAGAAACUGCAGUGUUGUACUGACUUAGAGAUGUGCAAAUAGUUUAAUCACAUAUGAGUUGCAAAGUUUUGCAAGUCUUCUGGUAAAGAUUUGUAAUUUAUGGAGCGGAUGUGUGAUUUUUUUUCUUUGGAAAUCAGUCUGUGUAACUUAAGAUGUACAUGCACAUGCUCAAUGUGUGUUAUUUUUUGUUUCUAUCAGCUAUUUUAACAGCAUCUUAUAAGAAAGUCAUUGGGUGGAUGGUAGUUUCAUUUGAUUGUACACCAUUUUGUUUGAUAUCCUUUAAUCUUUGCUUGACUUCAGUUAAAUGUCAGCUGAAUGUCUUAUUUUGUUUGCAGAGCAAUGCAUAGUGUAAAAUAUUGUUUAGAUGCUGUUACAUGACAGUGUAUUAGUACUGUCAUCAAAGUUUUCAUUAUUAGAAAGACUUGGAUAUCACUAUGAAACAUAAGCAUUCAAUGUUUAAAGUUCUGUUAAAUGCCUUGUAAAAGCAAUGAAAAUAACCUUUCUCAGACACUUGCAUUGCUUCCAUGAAACGCAUGCCCUCUCUUGGUACAAAAAUAUUUAUUUCACUAUCUCUGAAAGAUUGUUCAGUAUAAUGUCUUUUGAUUCCACAAAGAACAAUUGCCAUUCAGUGUAUCAUGUGCUUGACAUGUAAUGCUUCCAUUAACCUGCAGUGUUGUUUCAAAAGCUUUACAUGAAAAGCUAAUGAUACUCAAAUUUUCCAGUGGUGAACUAGUUGAAUUUUUUCAUAUGGUAUUUAACGCCCUAACAGUCAUGAUAAAUUUGUCAUUCAGGUUGGUACUUUCAAAUCUAGGCAUCUUGUCAAGAAAUGGAGAAUACGUUAAGAGUAAAGCUAAAUGUGGCUGCUUUAGGGAACAAGUAAUAGAAACAAAAAUGCUGUUGAGAAAUGCAUUACAUCAAUGAAAUGUAUUAAAUUGGUAAAAAUCUGUUUUUGUCAGAAAUGUUCUUCUAUGGAAUUUGUUUCACAUUAGACAAAAAGGGCUUGGCAUUUAGUGUGUCCGAUAUUUUCACCUUUUUCAAGACUACUAGCUUCUAAAUUUUGUUCUUUGCUUAAAUUUUAAAAUAAUUUUAAUUAUUAUGUACAGAGAACUUCAAAUGAAAGUACAUACACACAGUUUCUUUUUGUAAUAAUUAUUUUAAUUGUUUAAGAGUUGUGUUUGUGUAUCUGUUGUAGUUUAAUGAUAACAUUAAAAUCAAUAACGAUAUUUUUUAAAUCAUGUUUAGUGUGUUAAUAGCUCAGCCGUGAAGAUAUCCAGAUUUGUAUUUAAUUUAUUAUUACCAUAACUAUGCUUAAAGUGUGCAGAAUGUUGAUGAAUAUCAGUAGACAGUAUCAGAACUGUUUCUUCACAUCAGCAUAUUCUUCUCCAAGAGUAAAAGUUUUAAGAAAAGUCAUUUUACCACACCAGCAUUUUGUGGUGUUGGACAUGAUUUUAAUUUAUAUUUUUUAAAAAUUUUGAGCUUGGUUCAAGUGUUCAAUUUUUAUUCUGUAAAAGCUUACUUUCAAAAGUGAGUAAAAGAAAAACUGGUUGACAUAUUACAUUAUGUAAUAUGGCAUACAAAGAGCUGUCUGUAUUUUGUUUUGUUUUUACACUAAUGUACACUGAGCAGUAAAUUUAGUUCUAGUUCUUUAUAUGCAGAUUUAUUCUGAUAUUAUGAAUAACUUGUCUGUAAAUUUACAGAAACAUCUGGAAGCCUUGGUGUUACAUGCAAUCAAAAAAAGUAUGAAAGUAAAUUACAAUGAGUUUGUA